AAUGCCUGUUUCCAAAAUUCCACGUACACAUUUGCGAGAUGGGGAGGAACUUGGUUGGAGAACAGUGAUGUUUGCAAAAGCCAAGGUGGUUACUUAAUUUCCAUCGAAACCAAUGAGGAAUGGAAUUUUAUUAAACAGAAGAUUCAGAAUCGGAGUUGUUGGAGAAAGAAAUUAUGGCACAUCGGUUUAUCAAAGAAAUCUGGGGAUUGGAUUUGGGAGAGUGGAAACUCAUUGAACAUUUCGAAGUGGGAAAAUUCUAAGAAACCUCAUAAAGGAAGAUUACAUGCGGCAAUAUCCAAGAAUGGUGGCCUUUUCAAACCAGUCCUUUGGCAGAAUAAAAAGGCCUAUAUCUGUGAAAUGCACGGAGAAUGCCAAAAUCCUUCCUUCAAUAACUCUUGGUACAUAUUUUCAAAGCGGGGAAAAACUUGGGAAGUUAAUCAACGCACCUGCCGAAACCAAGGUGGAGACCUGGUUUCCAUCGAAACUAAAGAAGAAUGGAUGUUUAUCAGUAGAGAGAUUCGAAACCGCUCUUCUAAGUUCUAUCAUAUUGGUUUGAAAAAAAAGGCCGACAUGUGGACUUGGUUGAGUGGAAGACCGCUGACUAUUUGCCAAUGGGAAAAAAACCAGACAACACUUAAGAGAAAUGUAGCUGUUAUACUCAAUGGGUCUACAAUCGACAAUCAGUGCAUAAUUGACUACUACAAUAGAUCUAAGCGGGCGGCUUAUAUCUGUGAGAUCUCCAACGCGUUUUCAGUUACAGGACAAAACUCUUCGCAGAGCUACUGUCAAGAAUACGUUGAAGUACCCUGCACACUGGAAUAUGGCAAUAAGAGUUGGGUGCAAAAUUGCAACUUAACCAGUUAUACCUGCAAAAUGAACUGUACCGUAACCAGUUGUGAGCACGUGUCAAAUAACAUCUCCUUCGAGGUUUGCGGGCAAAAUUGUAGUCACACGAACACAUUAUUGGUAGAUCAAUGUUCUGAGCAAAUACACGAGGGAGGUUAUCAUAUUUGCAACGUCACAGAAUAUAAUCUGGCAAUCGGCGAGGAGGAAUAUGAAUUUGAGCAGGCUUACUAUUGUGAAGGUGGUCAAUGUGAUUUAAAAUGCAAUGGAAUAAGGUGCACUCAAAUUUGCAAAGAAGGAGAAGACGAUUUAUUGAUAUCAACGGUUACAUCAUCAUCUACGCCGUCACCUGCAGCAGUCUCUGCAUCAACGGAAUCAGCAUGGACCCAACCGGUACCGUCGCCGCAGCCUUCGUUGUCUUCUUCACCUUCGAGAAAAAUUCACAAACUGGCAAAUGAAUAUGUCUCUAAAUUUGACAGAAUGGAGAUCACCAGAAACAAUUCCUUAAAGGAGGCUAUAGGGGUUUUUGAUGACUUCGUCAUCUGUAUGAGAAACAUCAUGAAACCUCUUAACGGCACGUUUAGCACAGAACAGAUUGAGACAAGCAGAGCAUCCACCUUUGACGUGGCAGAUGUGUUCGAGGAAUUUAUUCUUAAUUAUGGCAAACUCCACCUGGUUGGAACGAGGUCUUCAGAAGAGAUCUAUAGCCACAAAUUGGUGCUGCGUAUUCAAAAAGCCUACCACCAAAAUGCAAGUGACUUUUAUCUUGAGAAACCAGAAUGGCAAGCAAGCAUGAAUAUUUCAUCAGCAAAUUUUGCGAAAAACGUAUCGGUGGUUGUUGGGAUUGUGUACAAAGAUCUCCAUGAUCUCUUAGCUCCAGAUCAACCCAUCAGGAUUAGAUCAGGCAAUAGAAGGCAUUUGGGUUCCAGGAUAAUGGCCGUAGCAAUGGCUCCAAACCCAGACAAGCUGCAAGAAAAUGUCGUCUUAAAGUUCAGAAACCUGGAUGUCGAUAAAGGGGAGAAGAAAUGCAUGUUUUGGAGUGGCCUCAGCGAGAGUUCAGAAGAGUUCUCAGGGAGAGGAUGCUAUGUGGUUACAUCGAAAAGCAACUCAGAAGAAACAGUUUGCAGCUGCAGUCAUUUCUCUCAUUUUGCUGUCUUAGUUACCUACGAUAGUAUUCCAGGGCUUACGGCCGAGGACGAGACUAUUCUGCAAAUUAUCACCAAAGUGGGAUUAGGCUUUUCCAUCACCGGAAUACUUUUGACAAUUAUUGUGUAUUCCUUCAUCACAGAUGUUCGAAAGCCUCUUUCUCAAAUAAGAUUGAGUCUUUCUGUGUCACUCGGAGCUGGUCAAAUAAUCUUUCUCGCCGGUAUAAAGGUCACAGAGAACACAGCUUCCUGUGUUACAGCAGCAGCUCUCUCGCAAUAUUUCCUGAUGGCCGCUUUCUGUUGGAUGAUGGUCGAGGGAGUUUAUCUUUAUCUGUUUGUUGUGAAAGUUUAUAACAUUGGCGAAAAGAUGCACACGUAUCACGUCAUCUCAUGGGGUUUUCCGAUCGUCAUGGUAGGCAUUUCAUUGAGCGUUGCGGCUGGAAAAGAUGGAAUUCAAAGUUAUACCAGUGACAAAUAUUGUUGGCUGUCCUCGACUGACAACUUGAUCUGGAUAUUCGUCGCAUUUGUGGCGCUCGUUGAAGUUUUCAACAUUUUGAUACUCAUCCUGGUCGUUAAAGAGAUGACCACAUUAGCGCAGCCAAUGGUGGAAGACAAGCGCUUCCGGCAGAUACGUCUUGGCAUUAAAACAUGCGCGGUGAUGGUGCCACUGCUGGGUGUCACGUGGUUAUUUGGUCUUUUGUUACCCUUACACAAAGCUUUCGCCUACAUUUUCACCAUCUUAAACUCCACUCAGGGUUUCCUGAUUUUCGUCCUUCACUGUGUGCGAAACAGCCAGAUUAGAGAGCGAUUGAAGAGGAGGAUGAACACCAUUUUUCCACAUGCAGACGAUGGAAACUUUACAAAGAAGGGCUCACAUGUUAAUCUAGGUGGUGCCGGAAAUGUGUGGACAGUUGAAUUGCAGUCUUUUAAUAACUGAAGAAUAGCACUUAACUUGAGUAUAGCAACUCAACUAACGUUUAGCUGUAGCCAAUCACAUAGUGUGAUCGUCAAGGCGAAGGUAUAUCUUCAAUUGGGCUUGUUCAGGAUCGAAAUGUCAGCAAAGUCAGGGCUUCUGUGUCCACUAGUAAGUCAGUAUAACAAUGUUUUGAACAAGUCGUGGUGUAGUGCUAGUAUUUGUUGAAAAAAGUUUGCAUAAAGGAGGGCAGUGAAUGGUACCCUAGCAAAUUGUAAGUCUCGCGAAGUAUUAUCCGAUCACGAAAUCACGGCUCAAAGUCUAGCAUUUUUUCAAUAGGCCAUAUUCUCUUCUAAAAGAUAGUUAGAAUAACUUGAAGCCAACACUGUGGGCGACAAAAAACCGCCCAGGGGCCCA
Pocillopora verrucosa is the source of this 3318-nucleotide messenger RNA. NCBI's taxonomy places the organism in Eukaryota, Metazoa, Cnidaria, Anthozoa, Scleractinia, Pocilloporidae. The record is from RefSeq and is a predicted model, not a curated record.